Molecule: messenger RNA, 1094 nt
Organism: Funneliformis mosseae
Lineage: Eukaryota; Fungi; Glomeromycota; Glomeromycetes; Glomerales; Glomeraceae
Source: the annotation of a GenBank genome assembly
ACGAAAUUAUGAGCUCUAAAGCAAUUUGUAAUCGAAUUAAUAACAUCCCAGUUUUUAAUGAUAGUUCAAUAAUGAAUAUGUUUAUAGAAUACAUGGUAGGUCAUGGACGGUCUUUAGAGGCUUUGGGAGAAGCAGUUGUAGAUAAAGAUAUGACAAAACCUAUCUUCCGCAUUAUUCUGGCACAUAAAUCUGUUAACAAAGAUCAAACCAUCUUUGAACUUGAUGGACAAAAAAUAAAUGUAGAUGAUGUAAUACAGUUUGGACUAGUUCGAUUUGAGAGUUACGAUCAUAACCGUGUUGUUGGUUAUCUAUUAUGUCCGUACAUUUGGCUAUGGAUCAUGGCUCAUGCAUACCACGAAAAUGUAAAUGAUCCAUUUUUAAGGAGUUGGGAUUGUUCCUACUACAAUGAAGUACUCAGUGAAUCGGGAGAGCCUAGUAUUCCACCUGGUUGCCAAUACUGGCAACAUUUUGUCGCUCAAUUUAAAUCGAAUAUCUAUAAUUAUGAUCAGCGGAUUGAUCUUAGUGUCAUUCAUAAUGGUGCCACUCAUAACUUUGGCCAAGUUUUCAUAUCGAAUCGACAACUUACAUUAUCAAAAUCAAUUGAAAGAGUUAACACCAAGUCUAAAGAUAGCUUUUGUUCAAUAUAUAUGGCAGAGACUAAAACAAUUACAAACGGAGACACAUCAGUGCAAAUUAUUGAGGGAACAAAGCAUUUCUCAAAAGGUUUUGAAGAAGAAUAUAACAAAGCAACUAGUUCAGGAGAUAUUUUCAUCUUUUACACCUCAGCAUCCUGCCAGAAUCUUGAACUCCAACCAAUGUCUGCAAUCGUUAAUAAAGAAUGCUGGAAAGAAUAUUUCGGUCCUUUUUCUGGAAGAUGUUAUAAUUAUGCCAUGGGACCACCAGAUAUUAAUAAAGCGACCUUCACUCAGCUGACUGGAUUUGAGAAGAUUGCAAAAAAACGUGCUAGAAUUAUCAUGGAAGAACGAGUUCGUGUCGAAUUUUUUGAUAUUAAUUAUUGUGAAAGGAGAACAAAAAUUCCGCGUCAAUAUAUUGAGCCUUUUUUUCAAAAGAGUAAAGCAUUUUAUCAUGAUUAA